Molecule: messenger RNA, 2877 nt
Organism: Olea europaea var. sylvestris
Lineage: Eukaryota; Viridiplantae; Streptophyta; Magnoliopsida; Lamiales; Oleaceae
Product: protein COFACTOR ASSEMBLY OF COMPLEX C SUBUNIT B CCB3, chloroplastic-like
Exons: 2
Coding region: 194-925 (243 amino acids)
Cellular component (GO): chloroplast thylakoid membrane
Source: RefSeq, a predicted model, not a curated record
AAACUAGACUGUUACAAACUUCAAAAGUUAACUACAUAAAUACUACAAAACAAAACUUGAGGCCCUUUUGCUAAAAUUAAAUAAAGCAACAGGAGUUAUGGACGCAAAAACGCUCAAGCGGCUCAACAUCAACUCUCUCAGUUCAAAGGGAUAAACCCAUAGAAAUUUUGAAACACCACAAAGCAAAACCCAUAUGGCUGUUAUUGCUGUUAACACUGGUCUGGCUGUAUCCUGUUCGUUGAAAUGGACUGGGAUAAGGUCGUUAUCUUCUCCUCUUUCUUCUACGGCCAGAAUUGAUUCCGGCCAAAAAAGCUUCAACCGGAAUUGCAGAGGAGUUCAAAUAGUACGAAGGCGAAUCAGGCAACAUAAAUCUAAAGCUUAUUGUUGUUUAAGAGUUCCAAUCUCAUAUGCCGCAAUCCCGUCGAGUUCUGCGCGUGAAAUUCUCGAAAUUUCACAUUCUGUUACGGAAUUUGUGGAAAAUUCGGUGCUGAUUGAUUUAGAUCCGGCUACAGCGAAAAUUGCAAUUGGGUUUUUGGGUCCUUUCCUAUCUGCAUUUGGGUUUCUGUUCAUAUUGAGAAUAGUAAUGUCCUGGUACCCAAAACUUCCAGUUGAAAAAUUCCCAUAUGUGAUUGCAUAUGCACCCACAGAGCCAUUUCUUGUUCAAACUCGGAAGGUGAUUCCUCCCCUUGGCGGCGUUGACGUUACUCCUGUGGUCUGGUUUGGAUUCAUCAGUUUCCUCAAUGAAAUUCUUGUCGGUCCACAGGGUUUGCUUGUUCUUCUAUCUCAACAGAAUUUAUCGUGUCUGAGAAGAUUUCUAGCGGGGUUUCCUCCUAUUCAUACUAGUGAGAGAAAAAUUCCGACCUUGAAUCUUGAUGUGCAAAUAUGCAAUUUAUCAGUGUGUAUCGACUCUACACGUGAAUUAUAACGAAAAGUACGUAAGAUGACUUACUGGGCCGGUGUAGUCAAGGAGACAAGUACAAUACACCUCUUCUGAGAUUUACAAUGUGGGGCAAGGAACAUAAUAGCUUCAAUCAUAUUUGGUUUGGUCCUUUCACCUCAUCAGUCUCCAUCCAGUCUAAAUCCUUCUUGAAAUAAAAUGCGGCCUCUUCGUUGCUACCAAGUUCACAAUACAUUUUCAAGAUUUUUUGGGGUAGGUUUAGAGUUGACACAGUUAGUUAUAAAAUAACUGCGAAUGGGUUUUGCUUGAAAAAGCAAACACCGAGAGCAUUGGAAAUUUUGAAGGAAAUGGUAGAGAGAGGCUUGGUACCAACGGUAACAACAUAUAACAUAAUGCUUAAAGGGUAUUUUAGAGCGGAUGAAGAAGAAGCAUGUGGUUUUUUCUUGCAAAUGAAGAGGAGAAAGGUUGAAAUUGAUGUUGUGGCUAAUACUACGGCGGUUCAUGGUCUUGGCGUCAUUGAAGGAGGUUGAAAAGGCUCGGAAAAUGUUUGAUGAGAUGAUUAGGGCUGGAGUGCUCCCCUCACUGCAACUUAUAAUGCUUUGAUUCAAGUUUUAUGUAAGAAAGUGGAACAUGCCAUCAUAGUGUUUGAAGAAAUGCUUAGGAAGGGUUAGACACCAAAUGUGACGACAUAUAAUGUGGUUAUUAGAGGAUUGUGUCAUGAACAUAAAUGAAAGAUGACAUCUGUAAGCCAAUUGUUCAAACAUAUAAUUUAUUCUUUAGGUACUAUUGUGAUGAUGGAGAAAUUGAGAAGCAUUGGAGGUGUUUGAGAGGAUGACUUGUUUGCCCAACUUUGAUACUUACAAUGUCUUGAUCAGGGCGAUGUUCAUGAGGAAAUGAUCAGAUGACUUGUUGAUUGCAGGGAAGUUAUUGAUAGAAAUGGUUGACAGAGGGUUGGAAAUUUACCUUCAAUCGGCUAAAGUGACUCUGCUAACUGGUAAUCAAGGAUUUGUGAAAGAAAUUUUGAGCCUACUGAGUAGAUAUGGCCAUCUUCCUUGUCGUUUCAGAUUAUGAAAUCCAUUGCCAGGUGAAAGCACAAGAAUUAGGCUUUCUGCAUUGGUUUGAUCUAUAAUCCCUUCAAUAUCACAAUUCUUGCAUUUUGUGGUGGUGUUACCAAUAUGAAAGUUAUGAGCAUCAUAUUCGAGGUUUUAAAAUAGAGUUUUGUGUUUACCAUCAAGAUAAGGUCACUAAGGUGGUGGAUCAUGGCUGGUUUACGCCUGAUCCAGUAGCGCUGUUACCAUGCUGUUUGGACCAGGGAGAUCAGAAUUCGGCAAGCAAAGUGGCUGAUUUUUUGACUUUUUCCCCCCAGAUCCAUCUCACAAUAUGAUAAUAGAUUGGUUUGCUGCCAGGUGACCUUUUCCAUUUUGUUUUUUGUUCUAUGCAGGCUGUUAACUGAACUAUCAAGCAAGUACAAAGUGAAGUUCAAAGUUUGGCAAAUGAAAGUCAAGAAGGCGAUCACGUUGAGGUCAAGUGGAGAGCCUCAGCACAGCCAAAAAGCUCAGAUUAGGAUGCUGUGGUCGAGCUCAUACGGCUUGAGAUAAGAGAGCUGUCGUGCCAAACCACUAGAAGCGAAGCUAGAGUGGUUGAUUCUCAUAAGAAAUUGACCUAGUAAGGCACUUGAUAUCAGAUUAAAGAGCUCGACCCAGGCUCACGAUAAGGCAAAGACUCUGCCCAACCAGAGAAGAAAAACAACUUAGCACCAGAGUGACCGAACCAGUCUAUACGAGGAAUAAACUUGGCAGAUCCAACAUGAUCCAUGAAGAUGUUAGCUAGGCAACAAUAUACGACAAUAAUGUACUUCAUAGUCAUAUGGAACGACACAUGUAAUUAGAACAUACAGGGCAAAACUGCCUUUUUCUGGAUUGAAUAUAUAUAAUAUGCAAGGACAACAUAAUGGUACUACAGUAUGAUUUCCUCUUGAA